This is a messenger RNA of Centropristis striata (black sea bass), 5294 nucleotides long. RefSeq names its product zinc finger protein 250-like. Gene Ontology annotation, biological process: regulation of transcription by RNA polymerase II. The coding region runs from base 126 to 2813 and encodes 895 amino acids. Gene Ontology annotation, molecular function: DNA-binding transcription activator activity, RNA polymerase II-specific; RNA polymerase II cis-regulatory region sequence-specific DNA binding. The record is from RefSeq and is a predicted model, not a curated record. Gene Ontology annotation, cellular component: nucleus. NCBI's taxonomy places the organism in Eukaryota, Metazoa, Chordata, Actinopteri, Perciformes, Serranidae. The transcript has 10 exons.
UCUGUUUCUCGCCGGACAACAUUCGAGCCGCAACGCAGCCCGGAAGACCCGAACGACGCCGUUCCUUUUCGCGCAAAUGUGCGAAGUUUUUGUGCGUGAAAGCGGAGCAGUGUGCGCACCUGAAGAUGUUUUACUGGAUGAAGAGGAGCGGCGGCGGCUCCGAGGCGCUCGACAGCCUCGACAGCAUGUCUAAGGCGGAGAUCCUGAGAGGGAUCGUCACCGAGAAGCUGAGCACGGCCGCGCAGGAGAUCCUGGCGGUGGUGGAGAGGACCGUGGCCGGCUACGAGGAGGAGGCUGCGGGCUUCAGGAGGGAGAUCGACCGGCAGGGCAAGCAGCUGGAGCUCCUGCUGCAGCCCCGGGUCGCUCUGGAGCGAAAAGCUCUGAUCCCAGAAGAAGAAGAAGAACAUGAGGUUGUUGUUCUGGGUGAAGAGGAGGAGGAGGAGCAGCGCACACAGCAGCCAGGUGGCGAGGCGUCCGACGCUCUCGACUUCCUGUGGUUUGACGAGGAAGACGAAGCUGAAGGUGGUGAUGAAGAGCAGCAGCUGAAACAAGAAGAUCUGAAGGAUCCGGAUUAUCAGAUCACGUCCAGGUUAAUUUCCCCCAGAGCGCGGUCUGACAGGAGACGGCCCGGCAGACCCCGGAGCAGCGCCACACGGAGCCACCUAGACCUCAGAGUCUGCCUGCUGGAGGACCCCCGCACCGAGGUCCUGUCUAACAGCGUGUUCAGGAAGUACCCGGUGCAGGAGCUGAAGUGUCCCCGUGGUCUACCCGAGGCGGACUUCCUGGACCUGUUGCGGUCCACCUUCCCCCAGCUGGCGGCGGAGAAACCGUUCGAAGCGUUCACAUCGGACCGCACAAAGAGACUCCAGCCUCUGAGGGUGAAGACUCUCACGCCGGAGCAGAUCUGCAGCAGCAUCCGGCGGAGCGGCGCCAGGAACUCAGCGCUCUACCUCCGCCUCAAGAGCGGAGAGAGCCGCAGUGAAGACCUGGACCCUCAGGGAGACCUGGACCCUCAGGGAUACCUGGACCCUCAGAGAGACCUGGACCCUCAGAGAGACCUGGACCCUCAGGGAGACCUGGACCCUCAGAGUCCUGACCAGACGCCCGGCAGGUCGUCGUCAGAGAAGCGUCGUCGGGGCCGACCGCGCCUCGGGGAGGGGCCGACCCACCACCUGCUGCGAGUCUGCCUGCUGCAGGACUGUGAGGCCGGCAUGCUCACCAACAAAGUGCUGACCAAGUCCUUGGUGAAGGACCUGCGGUGUCCUCGUGGCCUGCGGGAGGAGGACUUCCUGGCCCAGCUGAGGUCGGCGUUCCCUCAGCUGAACGGAGACGACAAACGAUUCGACGUGUUCAAGUCGGACCGCAGCCGCAGACUGCAGCGGCUCCGCGUGACGCCGCUGACGCCCGACGAGAUCUUCAGGAGCAUCAAGUCCACCGGAGUCACCAAGACGCUGCUCUACCUCCAGAUCAAGACAGGAGAGGAGGAGGAGGAGCUAAACGAUGACAUCACCGCUGACUCUCUGUCUGCUGCAGCGGCGCUGAUUAAACAUGACGAAGCCGGACUCAGAGAGAGUUCUGCUCACGUGGAAGGUUCGGUCCGGUCUUCAGCGUCACAGCAGCAGGAAGCUGAUGAAGGAGACGCCGGCGAGGGCGUGGCGUGCUCCAGCGAAGACGGAGACGCCGAAUGGAAGCCGGAUCCUGAGCAGCUGGCAGCGGCGGCGAGGAGGCAGCGCGGCGCCAGAGCAGCCGUGGUGCAGGGGAGGCUGGUCGGCGGCAGGAAGAUGGCGUGUAAAGUAUGCGGAGUCUGGUACAGGAUCCAGGGCAGCCUGAUCAAACACGCCUGGAGCCACGUGGACGAGGCGCCGGGUGUCUGCGGCGUGUGCGGUGAGCGCUUCCAGUCUGUGGACGAGUUAAAGGGACAUCUUAAAAAAUACCAGAAAACUCAUGACUGCUCUCAUUGUUCAAAGUCGUUCCUCACCAUCACCGGCCUCAAGUACCACACCACCCUGCACACGGGAAACCGGCCCUUUAAAUGCGAUGUCUGCAACAAAACCUUCGCCCACAUGUCCAGCCUCAGCAUCCACCGCUGGGUCCACGUGGACGACAAACCCUACAAGUGCGACAGCUGCCCCAAGGCGUUUGGCCUGAUGGCGCAGCUGCGCGCUCACAGCCGUCUGCACGCCGGCCGGGAUAAGUACCUGUGCAACGUGUGCGGAAAGACGGUGUACGACCUGCGCUCCCUGACCCGACACAAGACCACGCACUCGGGCGAGCGGCGCUUCAGCUGCGAGCUCUGCGGGAAGAGAUUCAAACUGCUCAACACGCUGAAGUCGCACGAGAAGACGCACACGGAGCGCGAGCGGCCGUACCUCUGCCACAUCUGCUGCAAGACCUUCCUGUCCAACAACGGGCUGAAGGCUCACAUCAAGACGCACAGCAGCGAGCGGCCCUUCAGCUGCCUCAUCUGCAGCAAGGGCUUCAUCUCCAACGGCGAGCUGAAGGCGCAUCUGCGGGUGCACACCGGCGAGGCGCCGUACGGCUGCUCCGAGUGUGGACGCUUCUUCAAACGCAAGACUCACCUGAACAACCACGUGCGGAGCCACCUGGGCAUCAAGCUGUUCGUGUGCACCGUCUGCGGGAAGGCGUGCUCGCGGCAGGAGCACCUGACCGUCCACAUGAGGACACACAACGGGGAGAGACCAUACCAGUGCAGCGUUUGCGACAAAGCCUUCACGCAGAGCCACUGUCUGAAAACACACAUGAAGAGCCACCACGGGGCGGCGCGCCCGCUGCUGGACGCGCCCUCGUCCUGAAACACAGUUCAUCAGCCGUUUCUAUCUGAAGAGACAAAGUUUAAAGGUAAAACAUGAACAUUGAACGUUUAAAACUGUCAUCACGGCUGUUUAGAGUCCACUGACACAGUACUGUGUUUUGUUAAGACGCCAUUUAAAGUUUGUCUUCUGUUUCUGUUUCUUUAAAUGUCUCACCUCCACUUUAUUGACAAGCUUUUACAUUCCUCGUCUCGGCGCUUAGAGGAAACCAACAGUUCUCAUUUCAACGUUGCACAGGUUGAGUUUGAGUGAAACUGACCAGAACACUCAAGUCACUUUUCCCCCAAAUGAAGUUUAAACAUCUCCAAACUAAAAGAGAGGUGGUUCAAACUGAUUGGAACCUAUAUGAACAUUUUCUUUUCUUUUUCUGGAAGAAGAUAAAGUUUGUAGAGUUUUCGGUUCUGAUGUCUGUUUAGGAGAUAAAACGUCCUUAAGUUUUGUCCAAAAUAUUUCCACUCGACUACUUGAUGGAUUCUGGAUCGUGCAUAAAGCCUUUAAGACUUAAACGCUUCAAUAAAAGUUCUGAAUGUUUUCGCACUGGUCAAACCACCAAGAUACCUUCAGACUGAAUCUGGAGAGAAAGUGCAAACACACAAUCCAAAUUAAUGUAAUACUGUCAGAACAAUCAGAAGAAGCAACAGACAAACACCGACAGAAAGAACAAAGACUGAGAUUAUUUCUGAUAAAAACAUUUUGUCUGCAGUUUAAUUUUGAAACAAUGCAAAUGGGUUAGAGCAUUAAUGUGUCGCAAUAACUUCAGAAUAAGAUAUUGUGGCGCUGCAGAGACUUCACAUCUUACACUGCAGAAAAACUGUGUUUGGAACAAAACAUAAGCUCAUUUUAAUACAUUAUUUCAAUGAAAAUGACAAUCGUGGUGCAAAAAUGAUCCUUCAUCAUCCUGAUUCAUAGUGCAAUUAAACAUUUCAGUAAAAAUAAUCACAAUUUAGUUUUUCUAAAUUGUGCCGCUUGAUUUGUUCCAAAGCCAAUCACUGUAUUUAUUAUAAUAUUUCUAUAAAAGCUUAAAAAGGAACCUGAAGCCUCCAGUGCAGGGCGAGAAAACACACGGAAACAUUAUUGUAUGUUUCUAAAAGACGAUCAGUUCACUCAGGGCUCUGAGAGCUCGAAACAGACUCGACUCUGGAGGCUGAAACCCUCUGAGGCAUCCUGUGACGAUCAGAUCCUGAACUCUGAGCACCGCUCGCACUGCUCUGUCAACGGUCAACCUAACAGGAGCAGCUGCAGGGGGCGGGGCCAAGGACAGGAGAAACCAUAGAUAUUUUUCCAGCCCGUUUUGUUGCUUUUGUUUUGUUUUUUUAUGUAGGAAAACAUGUUAAACAAAAUAUUAAUCCAAGCAGAGUAUUUUUACAAACGUAAACCUAAUUAAAGAGGUUUUUGUAGAAAAAUAAAAGUCGUGAAAAAAUCUGAAAUCUGAAAAUUUCUGACUUCUCAUUUGAUAGAAAAAAGAAAACAAAGAAGAGCUGAAACAUUGAGUUGACUAUCAGUCAACAGAAUUAAUAGAUUUUUGAUUUUGGUAUAAAAACUGAGAUUUAGUGUUGAAAAUGUCUUGUGAUGCCGAGCUUUAAAAACAGAACAAUUGAAUUUGGUUAAAUGAAUCAAUCAAAUAAAAUAGAAAUAAACUUUUGGUUUAAAUAAAACAAAUCAAACAGUUAAUCAGUUCAGAAAUCAAUCGUCGUGAAUAAAAAUCUUAAUAACAUAUUUGCUUUGGCACGAUUAAAAAAAAAUAUAUUUUGGAAAAAGAAACAAAAGUGGGGAAACAAUCAACCAUUUACAGAAAAUGAAAAGUUGUUUUAAUAAUUUGUUUGAGUUAGCAGUUCCAUCGUUUCAAAUAAACAAUCUACUUUAUUUCGUUUUUACAUUUUUGUGACUGAAUAAAAAAUAAAUACAUUAAGGAAUAAGACUGUAUCCACAGAUAAAUAAUCUUGUCUGUUUUUAUACUUUAAGUUUGAUUUAUCUUCUUUGUAAAUAAACAGUUGUUGUGUUUACUGCUCGUGUAACUUUAUAUAGUUUUUACUGCAGUGUUAAUUAGUCCAAAUGUUUCUUUAAUUUCCCACUUUUACCAUAAACACAUUUCUCUUUAUAAUGUUGCCUUCAGGGUGAGUGGGAAAUGGUAUGUUUCUUCAAACUGAUGAGUUAAAAUCGACGUAAAUAACUGAAAUUAUUCCUCCUUCAUUUCAUGAAUGUUUUGCUGCUUUGAUGAAUGUGACAUCAGAACAUUGUUUAAUCCCACGGGGUCCUGAACGCAGCAUAUGGUGCCUUAAAGUGCAUGUUUUCCUCGUCAUUUAUUGCCUGUGAAUAUUAUGGUUUUACAUUUCUACUUCUGCAGCAAAAUGAAAAACUGACAAACUGUACUUGACUCUAAUUGUUUUUCAGUUGCUCUGUUACAUAUCUGUGACCAAAAUAAACCAGUUAUAUACAGUAUAUAACCGAAUACUGUAGACAGUC